AUGCAGGCCAUCGCCCAGGUCACGUCUUUCCGCUCGUCCGUGCGGGCCCCGGCUCCCCGCCAGGCUCGGCUCGUCGUCCGCGCCGAGGGCGAGGCCCCGGCGGAGAAGCCCGCGCCGAAGCCGCAAGUCGGCCCCCCGCGUGGCUCCUCGGUGAAGGUCCUGCGCCCGGAGUCGUACUGGUUCAACCAGGUCGGCAAGGUUGUCUCGGUGGACCAGAGCGGCAUCCGCUACCCGGUCGUGGUGCGUUUCGAGAACUGCAACUACGCGGGCGUGACGACGAACAACUACGGCCUGGACGAGGUCAAGGAGGUUUAA
Messenger RNA from Pedinophyceae sp. YPF-701, 315 nucleotides. The record is from the annotation of a GenBank genome assembly. NCBI's taxonomy places the organism in Eukaryota, Viridiplantae, Chlorophyta, Pedinophyceae.